AUGUACAGACACACAGCUGCUAGAACCUCCGUUGUGGUCGGUGGCACCUUGAGUGGAUGCCGUAGUUUUGCCACUAACUCUAUGAGAUUGGCUCCUAAAUCUCCUAUGCAGGUUUUCGUUGACACAUUUAGAAAAGAAUGGAAGAAAAGUACAGAGUUAACAGAUCAAAUCAAGCAAUUGAAAAGUGCGACUGAUGAGCUAGGUGAUUCAGAAGCCUUCAAGAGGGCCAAGGAAGCAUAUGACGCUGCCCAAAAGGGCAAGGGUAAAUUGGGUGAAGGUGUUCAGAAAACGGCGAAGGUUGUUGGUGAUGUUGCGUACAAGGCUUGGGAAUCACCAGUAGGUCAGGCUGUUAAGAAGACUGCAGAAACUACAGCAAAUGUAGUCGAUGCAGUUGUCGAACCGGUCACUAAAACCAAGGCUUAUAAAGAGGUUUCCGAAGUUUUCGGUGAAGGGUCAUCGUCUUAUGGUUUAUACGAAAGUAAAGAAGAAAGAGCAAAAAGAAGGGAAAAGGAGCUACAAAAUAAACCAAAAUUAGUCAAGAAGAACGAGGAGGCCGGUAAUGCAUUGGUUGCUACCGAUAUCAAGCCAACCUCCAAUUUCAAGGAAAAACUGAAAAUCAAGCCAGAAUCAACUAUUGGUAAACUGUUGCUUAUUCUGAGAGAAAAAUGGGAGGAAGCUGAAAAUCCUCUGUUGGUCCUUAUUAGAACCAUUUUCAACAAGAUUGGUGGGCUCUUUAGAGAAACUGAAGCUGCCAAGGUUGUCAAGCAGUUCAAGGAAUUUGACCCAGCAUUUACUUCCAUUGAAUUCCAAAAGCAAUUAAGAGAAUAUAUUGUCCCUGAAGUUGUUGAGGCAUAUAUUCAAGGCGAUGAGGCUGUUCUCAAGAACUGGUUUUCAGAAGCUCCUUUUAAUAUUUAUGCAGCAAAGCAAAAACAAUUGAGGGACCAAGGCAUUUUCUCCGACGGUAGAAUUUUAGAUAUUAGAGGUGUUGACAUUGCUUCCUAUAAAAUGUUAGAACCAAAUAACAUUCCGGUCAUGGUCAUCGGUGCAAGGGUUCAAGAGAUUAAUUUAUUUAGAAAGGCCAAGACAGGUGAAUUAGUUGCAGGUAGUGAUGAAGAUAUUUUAAUGUCAAGUUAUGCAAUGGUCAUCACCAGAGUUCCUGAAGAAAUGGACAAUCCUGAAACUGAGGGCUGGAAGGUUUUAGAGUUUGUAAGAGGUGGCUCUAGAGCAUACACUUAG
Pichia kudriavzevii is the source of this 1236-nucleotide messenger RNA. RefSeq lists its product as uncharacterized. The record is from RefSeq and is a predicted model, not a curated record. The transcript has a single exon. Bases 1 to 1236 code for a protein of 411 amino acids. Gene Ontology annotation, cellular component: mitochondrial inner membrane. Gene Ontology annotation, molecular function: protein-folding chaperone binding. Gene Ontology annotation, biological process: protein import into mitochondrial matrix. NCBI's taxonomy places the organism in Eukaryota, Fungi, Ascomycota, Pichiomycetes, Pichiales, Pichiaceae.